AUGGCGAAAAUUGAUUCAAGCGAAACUAUUAAACGUUUGGAACGCAUUUUCGCUCGCUUUGGAUUGCCCCUCUCCAUGCAUGCGGAUAAUGGACGUCAGCUCAUGAGCGUGGAAUUCAAACAGUAUUGCCGAGUGAAUAAUAUUACGUUGAUUAGCACCACACCUUAUUGGCCGCAACAAAACGGAGAGGUUGAGCGUCAAAAUCGGUCGUUAUUGAAGCGAAUAUCCAUUUGUCAGAGCGAAAAAGGAAAUUGGCAAGAAGACUUGCAGAAGUACUUACUCAUGUAUCGUUCAACUCCGCACUCAACAACGUUGAAAACACCGGCAGAGUUGAUGUUCAAUCGGAAUAUUCGUGAUAAAUUGCCAUCAAUUGAUCAGCAUAUCGAAAGAGAAGACAGUGAAGUCAGAGAUCGUGAUGCGGACAUGAAACGAAAGGAGAAAGAGUAUGCCGAUCGCAAACGAAAUGCCAAAACAAAUGUCAAUGUCAGAAGGAGAUGA
Sitodiplosis mosellana (orange wheat blossom midge) is the source of this 498-nucleotide messenger RNA. RefSeq lists its product as uncharacterized. Gene Ontology annotation, biological process: DNA integration. Gene Ontology annotation, molecular function: nucleic acid binding. Lineage: Eukaryota; Metazoa; Arthropoda; Insecta; Diptera; Cecidomyiidae. Bases 1 to 498 code for a protein of 165 amino acids. The transcript has a single exon. The record is from RefSeq and is a predicted model, not a curated record.